This is a messenger RNA of Elgaria multicarinata webbii, 2699 nucleotides long. It is a transcript of the gene PDE7B, whose product is annotated as phosphodiesterase 7B. NCBI's taxonomy places the organism in Eukaryota, Metazoa, Chordata, Lepidosauria, Squamata, Anguidae. The record is from RefSeq and is a predicted model, not a curated record. The coding region runs from base 231 to 1727 and encodes 498 amino acids. Gene Ontology annotation, molecular function: 3',5'-cyclic-AMP phosphodiesterase activity. The transcript has 12 exons.
GAGAGCAUUUGCAUGCAUCUGGAAGGCACAGUUUCAGAACACUCGCAGCUGGGAGACUUUGGAAAGCACAUUUCUCCACGGAGUUUGUCAGUUCAACUUUAGGAGUAACGAGGUUGCUGUGAGCUUAGAAAAAUCUUCUCUGUAGACUGGGUCAACGGUGUUUGGUGUUCUGAUUCUUCCUGAAGUCUAAGGAGGUUUCCUCUCCAGCAGUAGCAGCCGCCGUUUGGAGGAUGCCAGUCCUGAAUAGGCUUUUCAACACAUCGGACAUGGGUAGGCGGUGGGGAACUGAGGAAGAUCUGAUGCCCCUGUCCGUGGGCAGCCUGCCCUUCUGUCAGCAGGGGAUCCUAGCCUGGGAGUUGCCCAAGAUGUUCAGAAUGGUAAAGCUCCUUUGGAAAUCAAAAAGUGAGCUCCGGGGAACGAAGCAGAGAGGAGCUCUGGAAAGUGACAGUGGUCUGGAUACGUUAUCAGGAGAUGCACGGCUGAGAGGUCAGACAGUGGUUCUCUCUGAACGGCGUGGUUCCUACCCAUUUAUAGACUUUCGUCUUCUCAAUAAUACCAUUUAUUCUGGAGAAAUUGGAACGAAGAAAAAAGUAAAAAGACUAUUAAGCUUCCAGCGUUAUUUCCAUGCAUCGAGGCUAUUGCGUGGAAUUGUACCACAAGAUUCACUGUACUUGCUGGAUGAAGACUACCUUGGGCAAGCAAGGCACAUGCUAUCCAAAGUGGGAAUGUGGGAUUUUGACAUUUUCUUGUUUGACCGCUUGACAAAUGGAAACAGCCUGGUAACCUUGCUUUGCCACCUCUUCAAUGUACAUGGGCUUAUCCACCAUUUCCAGCUAGACAUGGUUACGUUACACAGAUUCUUAGUUAUGGUGCAAGAAGACUACCAUAGCCAAAACCCAUACCAUAAUGCCGUUCAUGCUGCUGAUGUCACACAAGCUAUGCACUGCUACCUAAAGGAGCCCAAGAUUGCUAACUUCCUCACACCUCUGGACAUUAUGCUUGGAUUACUGGCUGCUGCAGCACAUGACGUAGAUCAUCCGGGAGUCAACCAACCAUUUUUGAUAAAAACCAAACACCAUCUUGCCAGUUUAUAUCAGAAUGUCUCUGUAUUAGAAAACCAUCACUGGAGAUCUACGAUAGGCAUGCUCCGAGAAUCAAGGCUCCUUGCACAUCUGCCAAAAGAAGAGAGGCAUGAUAUUGAACAACAGCUGGGAUCCCUGAUCUUGGCAACAGACAUCAACAGGCAGAAUGAAUUUUUGACCCGGUUGAAAACCCAUCUCAAAAAUCAGGAUUUGAAAUUGGAGGAUGCUCCAGAUAGGCAUUUUAUGCUUCAGAUUGCAUUGAAGUGUGCAGACAUCUGCAAUCCUUGUCGGCUCUGGGAGAUGAGCAAACAGUGGAGUGAGCGGGUUUGUGAGGAAUUCUACAGGCAAGGUGACCUGGAACAGAAAUUUGACUUGGAAAUAAGUCCUCUUUGUAAUCAGCAGAAAGAUACAAUCCCUAGUAUACAAAUUGGCUUCAUGACCUACAUUGUGGAGCCACUCUUUGAAGAAUGGGCCAACUUUACUGGAAACACUCCCUUAUCUGAAAACAUGCUGAACCAUCUGAGGAGGAACAAGACCAAGUGGAGGAGUUUGCUUCAUAAGCAGCACAGCAGCAGGAGCACUGACCACUCAGUUCAAAUGACACAAGAUGAAGAACAGACUUUAAAUGAAGGAGAAACCCCAUAGUGGCAGCUUUGCAGUCCAUGCUGCAGUGCCACUAUCUUUCACAAGAGUGAAUAAAAUCCGAAGGGUCUGUUGGGCCAUCGUUAACAAUGCAGGAAGUGAAGAAAGCAGGGCGGAAAGGUGAAGCUAUAAGUGUCCUCCUCAAGAACACCUACAAUACUUCUGGGUUCGGUUGUGAAGCUCUACCAAAUCCUACUUCCUCAUCUUACUAUCCAAAGCCAUUCAUCACUUCUGAUCAUAAACUGCUUGAAUGAGAAGCUUCUUUCAGUAGUGUUGAAGCUGGGCCAGUAGGCAGUUACCAACUAACUGGAGGAUUAGAGGGCUCAGGGCAAGACCAGCGCAUUCCUGGUCAGCUGUUCCAUUCACUUUGGGUCAUACUGUGAAAUGCGCUUCUGAACAAAGGCUUGGAGCAAUGCAGUCUUCAGUCUAGCAGCUGGGCUGCACAUUCAAAGCCACCAGCAGCUGCAGCACUGUCAGAACUCAAAGGACAUCUGGCCACGCAAGAGAAAAGUAUCUCAUUUUAAAGAAAUUAAAGCAUUUUUUAAAUUUUUUGUAUUUGGUGCACUGGACAAGGAAUCUAAAAAAAAACACCUUGAAGAAAGGUUAUUCUGUGUACACAAAGCUUUGUCAUGGUGGUGCCCAUUAAUCAUUUUAUGCCACUUUAGAUAAAAAAAAAACUGACAUUCUUCUCACUGCAAGAACAGUAUUUCCUAUCAAGUCAAAAGGGAAGAGUUGUACAGUUUAAGUGUUUUCAGAUGUCUCUUUUGAUGACUGUAUCCGUGACCUGUUUAUAUUCGCACAUGUAUGUCUCCUGUAUAUAUAAAGCGCUACUGUUCCCAUACCAAAAUACUGAAGUAUUAUGGGAAAGCUACCUGUAUAAACAAUGGCACUGUGAACAAAAUACUGUUAGUUUUAGUAUUGGAAACAUUUGUAAAUAUGUUAUAGAUUAUUAAUACACUCUUGUUUGCAGAUAAA